AUGUCCGUAAAGGGCAAUUCUAUAAUCGCACGAGUACAACAAAGCAAUUCCGAUCCUAAGUGCAGCUGCACUUGGAGGGCUAUUAUAUGGCGGGUGUAUAAGGCAUACGAUGAAAACUCCCUCAACGUCGCUCUACACGUUUCACACCCUAACCAACAGAUAGGGGAAAACCCGGAUUGGAGCUUAGUUAUCUCUAAUCCUAAUGUUCAUUGUCUAAAGCAUUAG
Plenodomus lingam JN3 is the source of this 225-nucleotide messenger RNA. NCBI's taxonomy places the organism in Eukaryota, Fungi, Ascomycota, Dothideomycetes, Pleosporales, Leptosphaeriaceae. The record is from RefSeq and is a predicted model, not a curated record.